Paramormyrops kingsleyae is the source of this 1538-nucleotide messenger RNA. RefSeq lists its product as uncharacterized. Gene Ontology annotation, cellular component: plasma membrane. Lineage: Eukaryota; Metazoa; Chordata; Actinopteri; Osteoglossiformes; Mormyridae. Gene Ontology annotation, biological process: positive regulation of cation channel activity. Gene Ontology annotation, molecular function: transmembrane transporter binding; phosphatidylinositol bisphosphate binding. The record is from RefSeq and is a predicted model, not a curated record.
AGUGAAGAUGCAGGCAGCUGGCACAAGGGAGGCAGCGCGUAUAGUUUGUUUUUUUAGUUAGUUAACUUCUCAGCCGAAAGCUCCCCUUCUGUUACGUUUGAGAGUGUGCGUGGAUAUACAACACGCUGGGCCAGAUGCGGUCCGGAGUGCCAGUGAAGGAGAGCGAGACUGAGACUGAAGGAGCAGGCUGUUGUCACAUCACUGGAUCCCACCUGCACGCCCAAUGGCUGGAGCUGAGACCUGCUUCCAAAAAGAGAGGCAAGAUAGCAGAGUCACUCCCCUGCAGACACGCGGAGAAGCUCAGCAGGGGGAGCUAGAGAUGGAAGCCAGUCCAGUAAAAGUUCAGAGUGAGCCAGUCUGCCAGGCCUCCUGUGACCAAGUGAAUCCGCAGCCUGAGACCACUAUCUUCAGUCUGUCACAGAGUGAGUCGGUGUGGACGGCAGAGAAGUCACAUAGCACCUGUGAGAUUUACCGUCACUCCAUCCUGUUAAUGUCUGUGGGGGGUUCCGUGCUUUUUUGUGGUUCUGUGAUCAGCGCCCUCUACUUUGGCGUUCGCACCCAACAAGUGGCCAGCAUCAUGGGCCCUGUGUUGGUCUCCGUGGGGCUCAUGGUGCUGGUAGUGGGUCUGGUCCUGGUGCCCAUAAUAAAGCAGGACCAAAAACCCCCCCCGCCCGUGAAGAGAAAACAAAGCUACCCAAGACAACCCAUCUUUAACCUCUGAGUGGAGCAGAGACGUGGGUGGCAUGCGGAACAGGUCCGGCAGGCUCCAGCGUCCAGGAGACCCGAUCAAACAGGGAUCACAAGUCUUACAAGCCUUGAGGAACGCUCUUCCGCUAAUUGUUCUUUCUGCAUUGUUUAUAAACAGCAAUGUUCCUCACCGAGUGACAUCUGAGAAAGUUAGAUCCAUCUCCAGACUGAAUCAACGUCUAUAGCUCCCACUCACUAGGGCGAUUUCCUGCGGCAGGACCGGUGACAUCCCGUGUACACUAUCUACAUGAAGAGCUUGUCUGAACUGUGCGAUGCUUGUAAACAGCUUUAACCCAUCAGAGUGUUCAUGUGUCAUGUUAGUUAAUGAGUAUUUAAACAUAUAUUUGGGGCAGUAUGCUGGCCUCACAUCUCCAGGCACGUGAAACUGAAUCAGAAGCAAAAUCAGAAUCAGGAAAAACUUUAUUGAUCCCGGAAGGAAUCUGCUGCAGCCGCAUAGAUAGACAGAGACACCACUGGACACGAUGAAGACUAUACAACAAAAUGAAAAUAAUAUAUCACAAAAAAAAAUUAAUAAACAAAAUAAAAUAUAAAAGAUAGAAUAGAUGUCAAAUUAACCACACUAUAAUCUCUUUAGGAGUUUAUGUAACUACUAUAAAACUAUAUGUAACUAAUUUCUCAAUUUCUACUGCGCUGUAUCACCCAGUCAAAUUCCUGUGUACUACAGUAUGUGCAUUUGGUGAUUAAACUGAUUCUGAUUCUGAUGUGACUAGUUAGAUGAAAGAUAAAUUAGCUAAAAUGCUGCACAGCAGAAGUGUUUAAUAAGGUGCAUU